AUGGACAACCCAUUCACAAACAAGGAACAUAGAUUCGUUCUCGCUGAGAUGAUCAAGAAUAGCUCGGUGGAUGUAUAUCAACUCGAGGGUUUCGUCAAAGCCCAUGGCAUCGUUCCAGAUUGGCUGAAUAUGCAGCUACCGCGAGGUCGCAAUAUGAAUGAAUGUAUGCUUGCAACGAAGCAACUUUCUGCGCCUUACCACAGUCGCGAGCGUAACUCUUCCGGUAGUAGCCAUGGCGACUACCCAUCCAUCAGCCAAGCGAUGAGAUCGCCUCCCACCUUGCAACCUACCAUUCAUCCACCACAACCGCCAUCCUAUCAAGGGUCCUCGUCGAUAUUACCUCGCCCAUUGCCCAACGGCAUCCUGCCAAAGUCAGCGACGACCACGACCCUUGUAACUAUGCCAGACAGCAAAAGUCCGCGCGUCAAGUCUGCGCAAGGAGCCGCGAGCACGCCUAAGCCGCCACCAAAGAAGCGUGGCCGUCCCUCCAGAGCAGACCGGGCGAAGCGAGAACUGCGACCACUGCUUCCACAACAUCUAAUGCCAAGGCCGCCCGUUGACCACCACCAGCAGCAGUACAUUUACCAGCCUGGAAUGUACUAUCCCCCUCAAACUCUGCCACCAGCAGUAGCAAUGCAGGAUUCACGUCCAGUGCACGGGCAGUCUCCAGAGCCUGCUCCAUCAACGAAGAAGAGGCGGAGAAAUAGCACGCCAGAGAGGCUGCCUCCUGUCGGCGAUAUUAUGGGCACUCCGAAAUCGAGAGACGGAGAUUGA
This is a messenger RNA of Beauveria bassiana ARSEF 2860, 774 nucleotides long. RefSeq lists its product as uncharacterized. Bases 1 to 774 code for a protein of 257 amino acids. The transcript is spliced from 3 exons. The record is from RefSeq and is a predicted model, not a curated record. Lineage: Eukaryota; Fungi; Ascomycota; Sordariomycetes; Hypocreales; Cordycipitaceae.